Didymella exigua CBS 183.55 is the source of this 1514-nucleotide messenger RNA. RefSeq lists its product as uncharacterized. Lineage: Eukaryota; Fungi; Ascomycota; Dothideomycetes; Pleosporales; Didymellaceae. The record is from RefSeq and is a predicted model, not a curated record. The transcript has 6 exons. Bases 197 to 1399 code for a protein of 400 amino acids.
GCUGCCCCUCGGUCGCUUCGCCUGCAUAUCUGUAGAGUGAAGACGUGAACCGUCGUCGUUCCUUAUUGCUGUGUCGAGUCCCUGGAGUUGCAUUUCUCGUAGAGCUUCGCUGCUCUCUCGGAACAUCUCCAUCCGUUCACGGAAACCGACCGUAGUUUGACCGCCGAACGCCACACGAAUUCAGUUUCCGCCGGCCAUGUCUUACUACAACGACCCCUCUUGGCCUGCGCCUGCGCCUGGCCGCCAAUCGUCAUGGGAGCAGCCCCAGCCGCCCUCACGUUCAGGCGCCAGCUCGACUGUAAACCGGGAUGAGGCCAAUGCCUUUGUCGCACAAUUCGAUGAGGUCGAGCGCGCCACCGAGAACCUCGCCAAGGGCGGGAAGCCCUUCGGCGGAUACCCUCCAGCCACCCCUCAGGCUGGCGGCAGCCGUCGCGAGUCGAUGCCCAUGAUGGCUGGCCCCCGCCCGUACCCUGAGCAGCAAGACGCUCGCUACGGCGGCCAGCAGCAGCGCCACCACUCUGUCAGCGAGUACGACGGCAUGCGCUCACACUCAGCCUCGAACGCCCAGGGUUUCUACCAGAACCAGCGCUUUGCGCCCCGACCCAACGAUGCGGACCAGAUGGCGCAGGCAAAGCGACGGAUGGCUGCUCAGCGCGAGCGUGAGCUGCGCAACUACCACCAGGAGCAGCAAUAUCACAGAAACGUUUCGGGAUCUGGAUCCAAGUCGGACCGCUCCAUGAGCCCCAAUGCCUUGAAUGAAGACGACCGCCGCGAACUCAUCGCCCGCCAGCAUCGUGCCCUGUACGGCGAGACCUCCACCCUCUACAAUAACAACCCAACCUCCAGCCAGGACGUCCGAGUCCAGUCAGCUGGAGCAAACCGUGGCGCUUCUCCUCUGGCCUUCGAUCCUUUCGGCACUCAAGCACAGAACAUGUCCGGCGAGACUUCUGUUCAGAUGCCCCCACGAGGCGACAAGGAUGCUGCAAGUGGCGCCCAGGAGGUCCGCGCCAACGGCAACUCGUCUCCUUCGUCGCACCAGAACCCGUCUUUCGGUCUGUUCGACGCGCAGCAGGCUAGCCGCACCUCGAACUCCUCUCCUGGCGGCUCUCCAGUCCCCGGUCCCAAGGCCAACGGCUCUGGCGUUGCCCCAAUUGGUACUCGUCCUGCUCCCAACCAGCACCAGCAGGCUGGUGCUCCCCUCGGCAAGCGGGCCACUACACCUCUGCCCUCGCCGCUCAGCUACAACGCUUACAACGCUAGCGAACAGAACCACGUCACUACUACUUCCUCUUCUUUGAAUCCCUCGUCAACAAUCACCGACAAGGGUGCUGCUAUCUGGAACAACGGUCCUUGGGGUAACACGCCCAACCAGGGUGUUCAGGCCUCUGUCUGGGGCUAAAAUGGAGUUUUGAUUAGGAGUCUUGAUGCACAUCCGGAGUUUCUGCAUUUCAAGGUGUCCUAGGCAUUCGUGUCGGCUUUCCAACGAAUAUCCACAGGCGGAACAGGUUAUGGGU